AUGGAAGAAGUUAUUAAAAAAGGACGCCCAUGCGCAGAAAUAAUAUGCCCAGGCUGUCAGAAGACGACGAAGAAAGGAAAUGAAUUUGGAGAGAAAAAAAUAUGUGGAUUUUGUUAUUUUGGAGAGUCUUUUCUGAGAAAAAGUGGCAACCAGGAUAUUGACAAUUUCCUAAGAAAAUUUGCAGAAAGGAAAAGGUAUCCUUUAUUGGAAUUUAUACCGUACGAAGAGUUUUCAAGCGUUAAAAUUAUUGGGCAUGGAGAAUUUAGUCAAAUUUAUAAGGCAACUUGGAAUAAAGGGCGCCUUCGCUCCUGGAAUAGAAAAGAUGGUGAUUUUACUCGAUUUCCACCAGAAACAGUAACAUUAAAGGUUCUCAAUGAAUCUCAGGAAAUGAACUCCGAAUUUUUAAAAGAGCAACAAUUCUUAAAUCGAAUUAGUAUGCCAAUGAAACAUAAAAAGCGUUUUAUUGAUGUUUACGGAAUUUCACAAGAUCCCGUGUCUAAAAAUUAUAUUUUUGUCACAAGUUAUGCGGAUAAUGGCGAUUUGAAGAAAUAUUUACAAACUCAUUUUAAACCUUCAAAUCGACCUGAAAUAAAAGAAAUCGUGAGAAUAAUGGAAGAAUGGAAGAGCGAUUAUAAUCUACAGUUUAAAGAAGCCGAAGAAGAACGUCAGAAAAUAAUUAAAGACGGUGCCACAUUUAGGAAAGAUUGUCAUCCAGGUUCAAUACAUUAUAUACCAAUAUUAACAUGUUAUUUACCAUAUACCGUUGAUUUAGAAAUUAAUACAACGCUAUUUGAUUCGCCCGGGGUUAAAAAAACACCAGAGUAUCAAAUUAAAUUGGGUUCGGAAUGUCAACAUGAAAGUGCAUUGGCGAAUUUAGUACAAAAAAAAAUUAUUUCUAAAUGGAUACCAUACGAGGAAUUUUUGGAUAUAGAAAAAAUUGGUCAAGGUAGAUCGAGUCAAGUUUAUAAAGCGAUCAGGCAUAAGAAAGGAAAAAUUGAAUUAAAAAAAAUGGAAAAAGCAGUAGCACUGAGGAUCCUCGAUGAAUCUCGAAAUCUGGAUUCUGAAUUUUUAAAAGAG
Acaulospora morrowiae is the source of this 1077-nucleotide messenger RNA. The record is from the annotation of a GenBank genome assembly. NCBI's taxonomy places the organism in Eukaryota, Fungi, Glomeromycota, Glomeromycetes, Diversisporales, Acaulosporaceae.